Messenger RNA from Lathyrus oleraceus (garden pea), 783 nucleotides. RefSeq names its product dirigent protein 22. The transcript has 2 exons. The coding region runs from base 23 to 616 and encodes 197 amino acids. The record is from RefSeq and is a predicted model, not a curated record. Lineage: Eukaryota; Viridiplantae; Streptophyta; Magnoliopsida; Fabales; Fabaceae.
UUAUUCUCCUCUCUCCUCCACAAUGCCUCCCCAAACUUUUCUCACUUUCUUCUUCUUCCUUCUCCUAUCUUGCAACACCAUCACUUCUUUAACAUCAUCAUCAUCACAAAAUGAUGACACUUUCGAUUUUGUUCGUCCUCUAAAUCCCAAGUUGUUAGGCUUAAACAAGAAGCAAAAGCUAAGUCAUUUAAGAUUCUAUUGGCAUGACAUAAUGAAUGGAAAAAACCCAACAUCAAUUAUGGUUGUUCCACCAACCUUAAACUCGACCACUUUUUUUGGUUCAGUUCACAUGAUUGACAACCCUUUGACUUUAGGACCAGAAUUGAGUUCGAAACUUGUUGGAAAAGCUCAAGGCUUCUAUGCAUCUGCUUCACAAGAGGAGAUUGCUUUCCUUAAUGGCAUGAAUUUUGUUUUCAUUGAAGGAAAGUAUAAUGGAAGUAGUAUCACUAUUUUGGGGAGGAACCCUAUUUAUGAUAAGGUUAGAGAGAUGCCUGUUGUUGGUGGGAGUGGAGUUUUCAGAUUUGCUAGGGGCUAUGCUCAAGAUACUACUUACUCGUUGGAUCCUAAAACUUUUGAUGCUGUUGUUGAGUACAAUGUUUAUGUUUUUCACUAUUGAUUUAAUGUUUGAUUUUAAGGUUUGUGUUUGUGUUGGAUUUGGAAUUAGUGUGAUUAUUAGUUUGAUCAAUUUGUAGUUGUAAGCAAUUGGUAGGUUUGCUUGUGAAGCUUGGAUUUCAUGAUGCUCAAAAUUCAUGUACUCUUUGUAUUUUAUUUAUAGAAAAGUUU